Messenger RNA from Arachis duranensis, 858 nucleotides. RefSeq lists its product as uncharacterized. The coding region runs from base 7 to 687 and encodes 226 amino acids. The transcript has 2 exons. The record is from RefSeq and is a predicted model, not a curated record. Lineage: Eukaryota; Viridiplantae; Streptophyta; Magnoliopsida; Fabales; Fabaceae.
UGUAAGAUGCGCCAGCAGCAGCUAUUGGCCACCAUAACCACCGCCAUCGCCACCAUGAGUCCCCCUUGUCCUCCACCUCCACCGCCACCAAAACCCAAAUCUACGCCGAUUUCCGGCGCGUGCAGCUGCAAGCACUCACCGUCGGCGACUCUGGACCUUCUCAUUCUCAUAUUAGUGCUCUUCUCUGGCGCGUUCCUCCUCUCAUCGUAUUUCUCCUACAUCUUCAACUCCCUCUCCCUCCUUCUCGCGCAAUCGGCGCCUAACCUCCACCAGCUCCCGAUCUCGUGGCUGCUAGGGUUCUUCACCUUCUUUGGCGUCUCGAUCGUGAUCGUCGAUUUCUGGUGUGGCGCGCGAUCCAGGAAGUGCCGGGCGCCGGGCUGCAAGGGCCUCAAGAAGGCGAUGGAGUUCGAUUUGCAGCUGCAGACGGAGGAGAACCUCCGUUGCGGCGCCUCCGAUGAGAUUGACAGGCUGCCAUGGAAGGGCGGCAGGGAAGGCAAUCCUGACUACGAGUGCCUUCGGUCUGAGCUCAGGAAGAUGGCUCCCGCCAACGGACGCGCCGUCUUACUCUUCCGAGCGCGUUGCGGCUGCCCCAUUGCCAAGCUCGAAGGUUGGGGCCCCAAGAAAGGAAAGCGCCAUAAGAAAUCCCUACAGAAUGCGACUGUUAAUGGAAAAGGAGAUCAUCGCUGAUACACUCUGGUGUGGUGUGGUGUAUCCAUCACCGACAUCUCAAUAUAUAUCAUUACCAGCUCAAUGUUCAAUGUUUCACUAUUUACUUGGAGACUUGUUCACAAUCAGAAUCAAUUUUUUGUUAAGGAAAAAAGAAAAGUUUAUAAUCUGAUAUUUUAGUAUUACCCGUCC